Molecule: messenger RNA, 1644 nt
Organism: Pestalotiopsis fici W106-1
Lineage: Eukaryota; Fungi; Ascomycota; Sordariomycetes; Amphisphaeriales; Sporocadaceae
Exons: 4
Coding region: 1-1644 (547 amino acids)
Biological process (GO): carbohydrate transport; transmembrane transport
Cellular component (GO): membrane
Molecular function (GO): carbohydrate:proton symporter activity
Source: RefSeq, a predicted model, not a curated record
AUGGCUGGAGGGGUUAAAAAACCCGUCAACAUCUUCAAAUUGAAGAAUUUGAACGAACCAAAGGGCGUCUUCAACUGGCGCCUGUGGUUUGCCGUCAUCUCCUUUGCCCUGUUGGGUGCCGCUCGUGGCGUCGACGAGGGUUUGAUCUCGGGUGCCUUCAACUCGAAAGAUUUCCAGAACAGCAUCAACUAUUCUUCCUAUUCCGACUCGGAAAAGACCAACAUCAAGGCCAAUGUCUCUGCCAUGGUUCAGAUUGGUUCGGUUGGCGGUGCCCUCUUCGCUUUCUUGAUUUGUGAUCGCAUUGGCCGUAUCUGGGCCACCAGAGAACUCUGCCUUGUCUGGAUUGUCGGAAUUGCAAUCUUCCUCGGCAACAAUGGAAACCUCGGCGCUGUAUACGCUGGCCGGUUCAUUGCUGGUUUGGGUGUCGGCCAGACCCCUGUGGUUGGUCCAGUCUACAUUGCCGAGAUUGCUCCAGCAUCCGUUCGUGGACUUUGCACCUGCAUCUUUACCGGAUUCGUCUAUCUCGGUAUCGUGCUGGCUUAUUUUGCAAACUACGGCGCUCAGAUUAACCUGGGCGAUGUAAGCCAUAUCCGAUGGAUGGCGCCGACGUCCCUACACAUCAUCUUUGCGGGAUUGAUCUUGAUCCUCACCCUCUUCCAGUAUGAGUCGCCUCGCUACCUCAUCAAGCGCGGUAAGCUGGAUCGCGCCAUCGAGGUCAUGUCCCGGCUGCGUAACCUCCCCAAGGAGGACCCCUAUGUGGUCAGUGAAAUCAAUGGCAUCGUCAGGGCGCACGAGGAUGAACUGGAAGCCACCAAGGGAGCUGGCUGGUUCGGCAUUCUCAAGGAGAUGUUCAUCCCCAGCACGCUGUACCGCCUCUACCUCAGUUCCAUGGUCCAGUUUCUCAGCCAGUGGUCCGGUGCCGGCUCCAUUACCUUGUAUGCCCCCGACUUGUUCAAGCUUCUCGGUAUUACCGGACAGAACGAGUCUCUCCUGGUUACUGCCGUGUUCGGUAUUGUCAAGCUUGUUGCUGCCAUCAUUUGCGCCCUCUUCCUCGUUGAUGUUAUUGGCAGGAAGCGAGCGCUUCUCAUUGGUAUCACCUUCCAAGCCAUAGCCAUGGUCUACAUUGCCGGCUUCCUGACUGCAGUUCCCGAGCUCGGCGUCGUUGACGAUUAUGUCUUACCGGCGGCCGAAAAGGGUGCCAGUCGCGGUGCUGUUGCCAUGAUUUACAUCUCGGGUAUGGGUUGGGCUCUUGGCUGGAAUAGUAUGCAAUACCUUCUCACGGCUGAAUUGUUCCCUCUGCGGAUCCGAGCCGCUGCUACAUCCUUUACCAUGAUGCUUCACUUUGUCAAUCAAUAUGGCAAUUCGCGUGCAGUACCCAAUAUGCUGAUCCCUAGUGGCGAAGGAGGUAUCAGCCCCAAAGGCACCUUCUGGUUCUUUGCCGCGGUCACCAUCCUGGGUGGAUUCUGGGUGUGGUUCUCUGUCCCUGAGACCUCUGGUCGGUCGCUGGAGAGCAUGAACAGGCUGUUUGACCUGCCUUGGUACAAGAUCGGUCUGCAUGGUAACGAGGAUGCGGAACGUCAAGAUGCCGUCGUAAACGAGAAGGAACGGGAGUUUGGACCAGCCGAGCAGGUUGAGCAUGCCUAG